UGACAUUGCCGGAUGGCUAUAGUAGGUUCGAGUUGGCGUAUAGACGACACGACGAGACGCGUCUCACCCACCUUGUCCCCUAACAUCAUCAAAUGGCGGCUAUCGACAUCAAAUCUCAGCAAACACUACAAGCUUAAAUCCGCAUGUGUCGGCAUUUAUCUAGUGGGAAAGAUCUCUUUCUUUUUAACUUUUAUGACUUCCAAUCCAAAUCAUACACCAAACCGCCCGCUGCCGUGGUACCAUGGCCCCAAGUUGGCGCCGUUCCAGUUCCGGGACACAGCAAACGCGCAUAUAGAGAUUUAUGAGCGACUGGGUAGCGGAUUGCAUUCUACGGUGUAUCGAGCCCAAAUAGAAGGCAAAAUGUACGCAUUGAAAAUUUUUUGCUUCUGGCGCAUACGUGAGCUCGUGGACCCCACGCUUCUGACGGAGCGACCGGCCAAUGUUCAGGAUCUCAUUUACGAAAGCCACCCGUUUUAUGCGGAAUGUCGCGCAUAUGGUCGUCUGAAGGAAACUGGGAAUGAGGGCUUGGCUCUGCCUUGCCACGGAUACGUCGUCAUACCCAAGGCGCAGGAAGAGGAGCUCGAUCCAUACGGCACCGUGUUCCAUCGGCGUGAAACUAAUAAGCACGACCCAUUGUACGCUAUUGUGAAGGAUCUGCUACCGAUUGAUUCACCGCCGUUCUCAUUUCGUGAUAUACCUGCUAUGCGCCGAAACGUGUUGAAGAUCAAUAACUUGGGCAUCGUGAUAUACGAUCUACGAGCUGGCAAUUACAUGAACGGUGUGCUAAUCGACCUUAGCCAGGCAAACACAGUACCACAUAGAGAUCUCCGAAUCGAUGGGAAAGUAAACAGUUUCACAUACGAGCUGUGCACCAAAGACUUUUGGUCAUUCGAUAGGCUCAUGGAUGACUGGAAUGAGGAACAUCCGAAUCAGCUGGUUUGGAAACGCUUUCUUGGUAUCAGCAGUUAUAGAUAUAACUUGCGACAAACCACGAGGCCUGAUGACUGGUGGACAAUGCGGGACAAGUUUCUCCAUGCUGCCAGGUACGAUUGGCAAAAGCCACGACGACUACGGCAAACAAACAGCCAUGACAAGGGUACACCAUCCGCAAAGACAACAAUAAGAAAGGCUUUAACAAGCUCCGGGAUCAAGAAAAAAUCGAAGGCAAGAGGUGCACGAAAAAGGAAAUAGAACGGACACCAUAUAAACUGUACAUUAGUGGGAGGAGUGUCAUAAUGUUUUCCUUGGGCAUAGGGACAGGCGUUAAUACCACUUUGGAUUUACUACGACACCCACUCUUUUGGGCACCUCAAAACUUCCAUCAGCCCUCCCUCUCGGCUCUCUUUGUCUGGUUCAUGCAUAUAGGUCCACUGCGAUGUAACAGGUAACGUCAUCAAGAUGCUUUCUACUCUCGAUCCAGGUACAUGCAACCCAAACGCCGUUCCUCGGUCAUGUACGAGAUUAAACUCUACAUAUCUCCCCCGUCGAAUAUGUUUCCAUUCUUCCUCGGCUUGUGUAAAGGGAAGAUCCUUGCGGCGCGUCAAGAUGGGCAGGUAAGCUGGCAAGAAGGCAUCUGCGGUGGACUUGACCAGAGCAAAGCCCUUUUCGGGGUCGACGGCGUUUGAAUCCAAAUCGUCAAAGAAGAUUCCACCGAUUCCUCGCGAUUCACCGCGAUGCUUGACCUGAAAGUAUUCGUCACACCAUUUCUUGAAACGUGGGUAGUAGGUCCUGUCGUGGAUAUCGCAGGCGUCCUUGAGCGUUUUGUGAAAGUGAACAGCGUCCUCUUCAAACAAAUAAUUGGGGGUUAAAUCACUGCCGCCGCCGAACCAGGAUGAGUAGAGUUUACCGUCCAUGGUGGUUGUUUCAAAGUAGCGAACGUUCAUGUGUACAGUUGGCGCCAUGGGAUUCUUCGGAUGCAGCACCAUACUGAGCCCAAGGACGUAAAAAUUCAGUUCGUCUACUUGGGAAAGACUUGCGUGAUUUUGUUUCAUAUCCUCGAUGGCUUUCUUGUUGAGCUUUCCGUGGACGAUGCUAAUGUUGACGCCGGCUUUCUCAAGGACGUUGCCAUCUUGCAAGACACAGGUUCGACCACCACCGCCACCAUUGGAACGAUCCCAUUCGUCGACGCGAAAUUUGGUGCCGUCUAUUUCUUCCAGGGCAGACACGAUUUCCUUUUGCUUGAGACGGAUGUACUCUUCCAUGCGAAGGCGCAUUGGCUGCGGUGAAAUCACAGUGACCUGUCCAUUCUCAGCGUCAGCUGGAGAAGCAGCGUCUAGUUUGAUGGCAUUAUCGGCAGUCUUUCUUACUAAUUAGCUUCCAAUCGUUAUCUUUCCCGGGUUUAGAUACUCACAGAAUGGUAUACCAACGCAGUGAUAGCUAAAACUCCAGCUCCAGCGGCCAGAAAUGUGCCUCGGCUGUUGCCUACGCUCUGAGAAGCAGUGCGCAAGCCCUGGUGGGCGGUCCCGAAUGACGUUCGCACUCUUGCUACCGGUCUAACAAACGUGGAGAAUAUUCGGAUACUCAUUCUGCUCAUGCUGUCUAAUCUGUAACGAAACAAAAUAGAUGAAGCUGAUGAAUUGGGCUGCGUGUAGUGAGGAAGACGAGGCUGUCUGUCAGCCACCCCCAAAACGCCAACACCAAACACUAAGUGUUAGUGCCAAGAACACCACGCCACUUGUUGUCUCACUAUAAACAUCACUGUUUUUAUCACCAUUCCUAUUUAUCAAAUAUCAAACUUCACCAAUGGCUUAUACCAUAGGCUCCUUUACAUCCUCCC
Messenger RNA from [Torrubiella] hemipterigena, 2776 nucleotides. The record is from the annotation of a GenBank genome assembly. NCBI's taxonomy places the organism in Eukaryota, Fungi, Ascomycota, Sordariomycetes, Hypocreales, Clavicipitaceae.